Messenger RNA from Salvelinus sp. IW2-2015, 1588 nucleotides. The record is from RefSeq and is a predicted model, not a curated record. NCBI's taxonomy places the organism in Eukaryota, Metazoa, Chordata, Actinopteri, Salmoniformes, Salmonidae.
GCUGGAAGACCCAGCGGAGAGAGAACACUUCUUCCAGGAGUGUUUUCGACGGAGUACGGCGCCAGCUAUGACACAGAUAUGCAACUACUUGUGUGGGAAUUCCUUUCUAAACUGGAGAAGAAUACUGCCAGUACCAGACCUUGGACAGACUGUGUCAUGGCUCAGUUCUGCUCCCUCUGUCCUGGAGGAGUGUUUGCAGGCCCUCUCUCAACCUGAGGACCUYAAAUCCCUGCUGCAACACCACACAUGUCUUGAAAACUUGGGCACUCAGAGUCACACCGUUGAGAUGUCUUCKCAGGUCUUUGCCUGUUCCCAGUGCCCAUUCUUCCACAUGCAGGAAUCCUACCUCCUCCAGCACAUUGAGCGAAAUCACCCAGAGGAGUACAGCAAGCUCCAGAAAACUGAAGAGAACCCAGCGCUUCCCAGGAAAAAGUUACCCCGUCCUGAAUUCCCCAAGCCUUUCCCUAUCCACGUAAGCUCUGAACCCGGUGCUCACACAUGCCACGAGUGUGGAAAGACUUUCACUCGCUCGUCAGACMUGACCAGGCACCAGCGCAUUCACACAGGGGAGCGUCCGUACACCUGCAAGGAGUGCGACAAGGGUUUCAAAAACUCCUGGGAUCUGACGAGGCAUCAGCGGAUUCACACCGGGGAACGCCCAUAUAUCUGCCCUCAAUGUGGCAAGGGGUUCACCCAACUGGGCCUACUGUCCCUGCACUUCACCAGAACGCCUUGUGGCCAGAGUGCUGAUCCCCCACUACAGUCCACAGAGCAGCAGGAGGAGCCAAACGACAAAGGGAGUGGUCAGUACAAGUGUCAGAAAUGUGGGGCUAGCUUUGACACCGUACUAGAGCGGCUGAAGCAUAGGCAAACCCACGUGGUGAAUCGCCAUUACAAGUGUUCCCAGUGRGAGAAGAUCUACGGCCGCCCGUCUGACCUGAGGAGACAUCAGAUGAAGCACACCGGAGAGAGACCCUUCCCCUGCGCAGAGUGCGGCAAGGGCUUCACUCACGUGUGGCUGCUGAACAAGCACCGGCAAAUCCACACCAAGGAGCGGCCGUACCCGUGCCCGGAGUGCGGCAAGAGUUUCACCCAGUUACAGAUACUGAACAGACACCAACUGAUUCACAACGGGCAGAGGCCUUUCCAGUGCUCCUUCUGCGAGAAAAGCUUUACUCAGCUCGCGGGCCUGACAAGACACGAGAGGAUUCAUACAGGGGAGAGGCCAUACCUCUGCACCGUCUGUCAGAAGACCUUCUUAACACAUGGGGAGCUGGUAAGACACCAACGCAGCCACAGCGACUUCAGACCGUUCUCUUGCUCUCAGUGUCCCAAGAGCUUCAAAACCAAGCGUGCACAGAGUGAACACAUGAAUACCCACACAGGGGAGCGACCAUUCUCUUGCACACACUGUGGGAAYGAGUUUGCCAAGUCUACUUCACUCAUAAGACACAACCUGAUGCACACAGGGGAGAGACCGCAUCAGUGCGCUCAGUGUGGCAAGACCUUCCUUACCUCUGGGGAGCUGCUCCUCCACAGGCGAAUACACACAGGGGAGCGGCCAUACCCGUGCUCGGUCUGUGAACGG